UACUCUCGAGUGCCACAAAUUAUCAGCUCCGUCCGAUUGCGGCAGGACAACCGCACGGGACGUGGGCCCAUUCCUCGUGACUCCUCGCCGACGCCAUGAACACCGUCCUGACCUGCUUCGGCCUGGCCCUGCUCGCCGGGGUGGCCUGCGCCCAGGCGGCAGCCCCUCGCGACGCCGCGCUCGCCACCACCUCGACGAAGGCCCUGCUGCCAAAGCUCGGCUGCUACCUGGAGGCCACGGGCCAGGUGGCCCGGUUCAUCGCCGACAUCCCCCGCAACUGCCUGGACCUGGCCUGGCGCUCGCGCCACCGCCACCCCGGCCCGCUGUACGUGUUCCCGCCCUGCCUCAUCACCUCGGCCGCCGCCACCUACCAGCUCACCACCAUCGUGUACAAGCCGUGCAACGCAAUGAGUUGGCACUGAUAAACAAUUCCUAACUUAGUUUAUUGAUGAAAAAAUAUGAGGACUAUGUACAUGCA
Messenger RNA from Thrips palmi, 478 nucleotides. RefSeq lists its product as uncharacterized. Lineage: Eukaryota; Metazoa; Arthropoda; Insecta; Thysanoptera; Thripidae. The record is from RefSeq and is a predicted model, not a curated record. The transcript is spliced from 3 exons. Bases 96 to 422 code for a protein of 108 amino acids.